Ilex paraguariensis (yerba mate) is the source of this 552-nucleotide messenger RNA. NCBI's taxonomy places the organism in Eukaryota, Viridiplantae, Streptophyta, Magnoliopsida, Aquifoliales, Aquifoliaceae. The record is from the annotation of a GenBank genome assembly.
AUGAGUAACAACACAAAAACUGAUACCAGUGAACUGAAUUUUGAAGGAAGUGUAGACCUUGGGCCAGCACUUCCCCUAAAAUACAAAACACAAGAGCUAGGAGCAAAUGCAAUACAACAACAACAUCCCAAACAACAACAACCCAAAAACAGAGCAGCUGGGGGAAGAACGCACAAGCUAGCAGUACCAAGCACACACAUCACGCCCCAAGCACACAGGAUAACUCAAUGCAACAACAUCCAUCAAAGGGGACAGGCCAUGGGCAUAAGCAACCAACGCAGUAGCACAUCCAAGGCAAAACAGCCCAGCAGAAAACAACAGGACAGCCCAGAAAAGAGACAAAAAUCCUCACCAAAUGACCAGAAAAUCGAAAAGACCAUGGAGAGCACAGAGAAGUGCAGUGGAGCACUGCAAUUGUGGAAAGAAGGCACAACUACACUACAACAAAGAGAAGAAGACACAGCACCUUGUAACAGUGGGCAGCCCAAGAUAGCUCAGCUCAAACAAGCUUCAGGAAGGUUCCCUUGCUGCAGCAGAAUUGCAUUUUGUUGA